AUGUCCUCAGUCAAAGGCGCUUCGGCGCCGAUCUACUUUGGAUCCUUCCUGGUGACUCCGCAAGUCUUCCACCAGACGCCGCUCUCCUAUGCGCUCGUGAACCUGAAACCCAUCCUCCCCGGCCAUGUCCUCGUCUCUCCCCGCCGAGUCGUCCCCCGCGUCGCAGACCUCACCCCAGCCGAAACCAGCGACCUGUUCCUGACCGUCCGGCGCGUCGGCCGCAUGGUGGAGCGUCUUUACGGCGCGACGAGCCUCAACAUCGCGGUGCAGGACGGCGUCCACGCUGGCCAGAGCGUGCCACACGUCCAUGCGCAUAUCAUUCCGCGCAAGGCCGCGGAUCUCGACCCUAUCGAUGCCGUCUACCACAUGCUGGACGGAGACGAGGGAGAUGUGGGCAAGGCACAGCGCGAGGCGCAAACUGGUCAGCCCGCCGAGUCUGACCGAGCCAAGAAUCGCCCGCGCUUCCCCGUCGUUGACAAUGAGGAGCGGAAACCUCGUACAGCAGAGGAAAUGAAGGCUGAGGCAGAGAUGCUGGAGCGCGAGAUGGAGAAGGAGUCCUUUGACUAG
Penicillium daleae is the source of this 567-nucleotide messenger RNA. RefSeq names its product HIT family protein. NCBI's taxonomy places the organism in Eukaryota, Fungi, Ascomycota, Eurotiomycetes, Eurotiales, Aspergillaceae. The record is from RefSeq and is a predicted model, not a curated record. The transcript has 2 exons. Bases 1 to 567 code for a protein of 188 amino acids. Gene Ontology annotation, molecular function: catalytic activity.